This is a messenger RNA of Ixodes scapularis (black-legged tick), 534 nucleotides long. RefSeq lists its product as uncharacterized. NCBI's taxonomy places the organism in Eukaryota, Metazoa, Arthropoda, Arachnida, Ixodida, Ixodidae. The transcript is spliced from 4 exons. The coding region runs from base 4 to 534 and encodes 176 amino acids. The record is from RefSeq and is a predicted model, not a curated record.
CUGAUGACCAAGAUCCUCUGCAUAACCUUGAAAAAGGUUAGAGCUGCAUCCCUCACAAGGCAGUCGGAGCAACUGAGUGAGGACCCACCUUCGCCCUUCCAGGACUCAGCUGUUUCCUUGGCUGCACAGCGUGGACUAGAGACAGAGAGUACACAUUCACCAAGCCCAACCCCUGCAGAUAUGAAGGAAGUGACCGAGUUGCCUGCUGCGCCUCAACCUGCUGGUGUUCAGCCAGUAAAGCGAAAGACGUCCAUGGAUAGUGGAAACACACCAAUAGAGCAGGUCCUGAGGGCAGCCGCUGCUAACCCGAGGUUCUCAGACUGCCCUCCAGAGCACACGGACAAGAUAGCAGAGUCCCCGGCACAGAACCGUUCGUUCAUGCAGCGAAUGAGGCUGAUUGUCAUCAACCCGAGCACUCGACUCCGGCUCAUGACAAUCGAGCACGUUAGGGUGCAACGCGACCUGCGGUGCGAAGUCCUGAUAUCAUGUGACGUCACGGUGUCAACAACGCUAAUAAAUCUAGAGACGUUCUAA